Messenger RNA from Rhododendron vialii, 1455 nucleotides. Its product is annotated as beta carbonic anhydrase 5, chloroplastic. Gene Ontology annotation, molecular function: carbonate dehydratase activity; zinc ion binding. The record is from RefSeq and is a predicted model, not a curated record. The transcript has 9 exons. Gene Ontology annotation, biological process: carbon utilization. The coding region runs from base 264 to 1163 and encodes 299 amino acids. NCBI's taxonomy places the organism in Eukaryota, Viridiplantae, Streptophyta, Magnoliopsida, Ericales, Ericaceae.
CUCUCAAACAAACGAAACAGCUGGUGUCAUCACACACAACACAUUGGUUUCUCCGUCUUUCUUGGAGAGAAAACAAGUGUUUCUUCGAUCCGACCAACACCACCUGCAUCCACCCACCUCCGAAAAAACCUGUAUACAUUAAUUCUGUAUGUUGUGUAUAUAUCAUUUUUGGUGACUAUAAUGACACAAGUAUUUUCUCUGCUCCUCUUCAUUCCUCAAUUCCACAACACCACGCUCUCCCAACUAGGAGCUAGAUCUCUCUAAUGGCGCCUCAAGGACUCCUUGGAUCUUCUAUCUCUUUAUCACCUCUCCCCAACAAAUAUUCACUUCCCAGAACCUCACCUGCAAUCUCUACGUUGAAAUUAGUGGAAAUUGAGAAGACCCAUUUCAAAGGCACCCCUGGGUUGCGGCUGAAGGCCUCGAUGGAGUCCUCAUGGCUUACUGAGGAACUCGCAAAUAACAAACAGAAUAUUACAUCAGGAACUCAAAGUGGGUCUGAUUUGUUCAAUGAAAUGAAAAACAGGUUUCUAAGUUUCAAGCAACACAAAUUCCUGGAAGAAUCGGAACACUUCCAAAAUCUUGCCAAGGGUCAAGCACCAAAGUUCAUGGUGAUUGCUUGUGGAGAUUCUAGGGUUUGUCCGUCCAACAUCCUAGGGUUUCAACCAGGAGAAGCCUUUGUAAUACGGAAUGUGGCAAAUCUAGUUCCCCCAUUUGAGAAUGGGCCGACAGAAACAAAUGCUGCCCUUGAGUUUGCCGUCAAUUCUGUACUUGUUGAAAAUAUACUAGUCAUUGGCCACAGUUGCUGCGGAGGUAUACGUGCCCUUAUGAGUAGGCAAGAUGAAGUAAAUCCAAGUAGCUUCAUUGGAAGUUGGGUAGUGGUUGGGAAGAAUGCAAGGUCAAGCACGAUGGCUGCCGCUUCCAACCUAGACUUUGAUCAUCAGUGCAGACACUGCGAGAAGGAAUCAGUCAACCGUUCAUUGAUGAACUUGCUCACUUACCCAUGGAUAGAAGAAAAGGUGGAGAACGGAGUGCUUUCCAUUCAUGGGGGCUACUAUAAUUUUGUCGAUUGCACUUUUGAGAAAUGGACACUUGAUUACGAGGAAAGUGUUUCAAGGAAGGGAAGUGACAUGUACUGUUUAAAAAACCGAGAAUUUUGGGCUUGAUUAUGUUCUUUUUAUGCCCUGAUGAUUAGUAUAUGUUUCCUGGAUCAUAGCAUAUGUAUGUGCUAAUAAGCGUGGAGCCGUGGAAACCUAUCUAGAUGAACCUUAUCCUUUAUGAUAUGCCCCAUAUCAUAAAGGAUAAGGCAUUAUCUUUCAUCUAGAUAUGGGGGAAAAUUCUACCACUUGUGUUUGUAUUUUCAUUUCUAAUUUCCUUGUAUUGUGGUUCGAGUGAAAUGCUUUUUAUUGUAUCCUGGGCAGUUUCUCUGAACUCAAUGAUCAAGCUCUUAUUGUGUUA